CAGGUUUUUAGUCCCCUACCGGUUUACCGGAGGGGACUUUAGGUUUACCCUCCGUCCGUCUGUCCGUCCGUCAGUCCGUCCGUCUGUCCGUCCGUCAGUCCGUCCGUCCACAAAACUGGAUCCCGCGAUAACGCAAAAAGUACUGAAAAUAUUUUAAUGAAACUUGAUAUAUGGAUAGAUGGCAGUAUGGAGAUUAUGCACGUCUUUUUCUUUUCUUCCUAUGUUGAAAAUUCUGGUUGCUAUGGCAACAAAUAGACUGAAAAUAUGACAAAUUUUACACAUAAACUGGAUCCCGCGAUAACGCAAAAAGUACUGAAAAUAUUUUUAUGAAACUUGAUAUAUGGAUAGAUGGCAGUAUGGAGAUUAUGCACGUCUUUUUCUUUUCUUCCUAUGUUGAAAAUUCUGGUUGCUAUGGCAACAAAUAGACUAAAAAUAUGGCAAAUUUUACACAUAACCUGGAUCCAGUGAUAACACAAAAAGUACUGAAAAUAUGUUUAUGAAACUUGACAUAUGGGUAGAUGGCAGUAUGGAAAUUAUGCACAUCCUUUUCUUAUCUUCCUAUAUUGAAAAUUCUGGUUGCUAUGGCAACAAAUAGACUGAAUUUCAAGAUUUCUUAUUCUAGUUUUUAAGUUUUUUGACUAUAAGUUCUUUAUUUCUUAAGGUAUUUUCUUCAAACUUUAAAUAUAAGUUGCUUGUCAUCAACCACAUCAUAUGUGACAAGGUUUACAACUCUAGUACAAAAUUUAUCAGAAUUACCUCCCUUGAACUUAAAAUUUUUAUGAAAAAAACACGGGUGAUCAAAUAUCAAGUUAUGAGUGAGAAGAAACCAUUCGUAAAACCAGAGCCACCAGAGGGCGGAUGUCAUUUCUUUGUGGAUCGUAAAAGAAGAUAUUGCCGGUUCAAACCAACAAAGGAUUCAACUUACUGUGCUGAACAUGCUAGUGUCUUUGGAGUUGAUUUGGGAAGAAAGAGAAUUGAAUGCCCAUAUGAUUCGAAACAUACAUGCUAUGCUGACAAACUAAAUCACCAUAUGAAGAAAUGUCCAAGUAAACCAAAGCAAAUGCCUGCUUACUACAGUGCUGGAAUAAAUUCCGGAGAUGAUGCUGGCGAGACAGUUCCUGAUCCAAAAGUAAUUUACUUUCUUACUUUCUUCUCUUACCUUUAUGAAGACUUUGAGACCGUGUUGACAGUUCCUAUAGAGGAGUUACAGUCUUUCAUUGUAAAAGUGAAUAAGUUAUAUGAUGAACAUGUAGGAGUAUUAGAGGAGGAAAUACUGACACAUGAGUGUCUCAGAGACGAGUUAGAAAAUCACUCAUACGGCAAUGCUGCUUUACGUCACAGAAAACAACAGGCAUCACUUAUAGGUCAGAUGGAGAAGUUGGGCUUGUUGACAGAGGGGAAAUGUUUCUUGGAAAUGGGGGCAGGGAAAGGUCAGUUAUCACAUUGGUUACAUGGUGCUGUAGAGAAAUAUAAAGAUAUAGGAUUUGUGUUGAUUGAUAGAAGUCAUGUUAGAAAUAAGAUGGAUAAUCUACAUAAAGAGGAGAUGAUUAUGGAGAGAAUAAAGAUUGAUAUUGAACACCUCAGACUUGGUAAAGUUCCCAGUAUAGAGUCACAUGACAGAGGUGUUGUAGCAUUUGGUAAGCAUUUAUGUGGACCAGCUACAGACCUUGCAUUAAGAUGUGCCACAGAAACUUUAUCUAUAGAGGGAGACAACUCUAUCGAGAAUAUUCAACAAAGAAAACGUCUCAAAUCUGAUCAUAGGAAACUAGGUGGAGCAGUGAUAGCUCUGUGUUGUCAUCAUAGAUGUGUCUGGAAACCUUAUGUAGGUAAACAGUUCUUCAAACAAUGUGGACUUUCUGCCAGAGACUUUCAGAUCAUGUCCAGCAUGAGCAGCUGGGCUACCUGUGCUUGGAAAGGUUGGAGUCAUGAGAAGAAGGUGGGAGGUAAGAGUUGUGAAGCUACUGACGGACUCAUAGAUAAUGAUAAUAAAGAAACAGUUAAAUUAAAUGAGGAGUCAAAAUCCACUAAAGCAGACUUAGAUUAUUCAGAUGAGAUUUCUAGCAGAAGAGCUACAGACUUAGAUUCUAGUAGCAAUACAUUAGAGGUCAAGGUUUCCAGUUCAUCUGAAAGUCAGAAAGUUGAUUUAGAUGAUGAUGAUGAAGACGAACAUAGUCAAGAAGAGAGUACUACAAAUACUGGGAUAUCAACAAAGUUGAGUCAAGAAGAAAGGGAGGUCAUAGGUAGAAAAUGCAAGCGUCUCAUUGAUCUUGGUAGAGUCCAUUUCCUCCAAGAGCAUGGAUUAAAGAGUUCACUGAAAGUUUAUAUUGAGGAAUUCUUUACACCAGAAAAUGUUGUUCUUGUUGCAAGUUAAUGCCAACCUACAGAUGUAAAUUAGAUUAUCAAGAGGCAAAAUGAAAAAAAAAAUAGAAUUUUUGGGCAUUAUUUAAAGUUAUUAUCAUUUGAUUGUAUAAAGAAAUAGAACAUUAUUAUAGGCUUAUUUUAAAUAAAUCCAGGCGUUAAAGAAAAUACAAAUGAAUGAUACAAGGCCUUGAAAAGUCUUUGAAUUUUGUGUUGAGAGAUCAGUAUGAUUUUUUAAAGCAUUUUUGAAGGGCUUAGGUCUGAAAAUAAAACAAAAUUAUUGUUGACAAGUCAUAGUCUGAUCAGUGGAUGAACUUGUCAUAUUAUUAAGAAAUUUUUGAAAUGAUAGGGUGUACAAGUAAUAGUUUUUACAGUGCCACGACUCGAAAAUAAACAAAAGGCAAGAUUAAAUUGAAAAAUGCAUUGCUAAAAAAGUUCAUUGUAUUAAUUUUGGGUUGAAAAAUAAAUAUCAAAUUUAUAAAUAUCCAUUUUGAGUGCUUUGUUUUAUAGUCAAUAAUGCAGAGUUCCAGUUCAUAUAAGCAGUAAUGUUAUCAUGAAGGCCAGUAGACUCAAAUUAUUAAUUACAAAGCACUUUCACCAUAAACCAUGCAUUAUUAUACAUGUAUAACAAAGCACAGAAAACUUGAUGUAUUUUUGUUGAACUAUAUGUAUAUUGUGAUGAGAAGUAAUUUUUAUAACUCAUUUGGUUUAUUGAUGUCAUAUGAUAUGUAAGCAUUCUCUUUUUUACUCUGUGCAUACAACAUUUAAUAAUGUGCUCAACCCAUUAUCUAAUAGAGGAAUAGUAUGAAGCAUGCUAGAAUUGAUAGUUUAUUCUCAUUUUGUGAAGAAAUAAAAAGGCACAAGUUGAUGAAAUGUUUGUGUUACCUGGUUUAAUAAAAAAGAAAUAGUUAAUUUUCUGUGAAAACAGUAUGUACCAAAUGGUCAUUGUAUUUCAUGUUUUCUUGUGUUAAGUACUGCUGAAGGUAAUUGUGACAUUGGGCAUAGAAAUUCAAGUCAACUGAAGAAGCAUGAAUAAGCAAAUAUUCAAUAUAUCUUUGAGUUACAUCUUUGAAUCAAGUGGUAUCACUAAAGAGAGUGUUCAAUAGAACUAUCUGUGUUAUCAGUCUGUAUUAAGUUUAAUGAUUAUAAGUAAUGUGAUGGCAUUUAAU
Molecule: messenger RNA, 3527 nt
Organism: Ruditapes philippinarum (Manila clam)
Lineage: Eukaryota; Metazoa; Mollusca; Bivalvia; Venerida; Veneridae
Product: tRNA:m(4)X modification enzyme TRM13 homolog
Exons: 14
Coding region: 779-2371 (530 amino acids)
Biological process (GO): tRNA methylation
Source: RefSeq, a predicted model, not a curated record